Messenger RNA from Alligator mississippiensis (American alligator), 9642 nucleotides. It is a transcript of the gene FAM168A, whose product is annotated as family with sequence similarity 168 member A. The record is from RefSeq and is a predicted model, not a curated record. NCBI's taxonomy places the organism in Eukaryota, Metazoa, Chordata, Crocodylia, Alligatoridae. Gene Ontology annotation, biological process: positive regulation of base-excision repair. The transcript has 9 exons. Bases 221 to 1003 code for a protein of 260 amino acids.
UCCUCCAGUUACAGCUUAGACCCUAAAGACCCUCCCAACCUGAAAAUCACAGAUAGCCACGCUGUUAACGUGUCCUGCAGCAGAUUCUUUUAAUGACACUUAAUUUGUAAUUGAGCCUUAUUUGUGUUGUAUGGACCUACGUUUUGAUAGAACUGCCUGGCAUUUACGGUUCAACAGCUAGUCGCAGAGAGAAGCGCAAAAGAGUUCCCAGUCUUCCACAAUGAAUCCUGUUUACAGCCCCGUUCAACCUGGGGCUCCCUAUGGAAACCCUAAGAACAUGGCCUAUACAGGUGUCAGGGAGACACUAUCCUGCUGGUGCCAGGGAGGCACUCCAGGAAUCUUCCACAUCCCACAUGCUGUGCUCUGUUAUCCAACUGGGUAUCCCACAGCUGCCCCUGCCUACAACCCAAAUAUGUAUCCAACCAGCAGCCCUGGCUACGCCCCAGCUACACUUCUGAUGAAGCAGGCCUGGCCACAGACCUCAACCUCUUGUGCCACUGAGGGCACCUUUCACCUCCCAGUGGACACUGGGACUGAGAACAGAACUUACCAAGCUUCAUCUGCAGCAUUCAGAUACACUGCCGGAACCCCCUACAAGGUCCCACCUACCCAGAGCAACAGUGCACCUCCUCCCUACUCUCCGUCUCCAAAUCCCUACCAAACGGCUAUGUACCCUAUCAGAAGUGCCUAUCCACAGCAGAACCUGUAUGCCCAGGGAGCGUAUUACACGCAGCCAGUGUACGCGGCCCAGCCUCAUGUGAUCCAUCACACUACCGUGGUUCAGCCAAACAGCAUUCCUUCGGCGAUCUACCCAGCCCCCGUCGCCGCACCAAGGACCAACGGUGUGGCCAUGGGCAUGGUUGCUGGGACCACCAUGGCAAUGUCAGCAGGAACCCUGUUGACCACCCCACAACACACCGCCAUUGGAGCACAUCCAGUUUCUGUGCCAACAUACAGGGCUCAAGGGACCCCUACCUACAGCUACGUACCUCCACACUGGUAAACUCGCUGGCCAAUCCAUAUCUGGAGUCAAACAUUGUAUGCAACUACUCAAGUCUUACAUUGGUGCUGGCCCGACCGUACAACGGCACCAAGUCUGUUUGCAAGAACAAAAGAACAAAAGUGCAAGGGUCACUUUAUGCAUUCUUUAGUGUUUUUUUGUAAAAGCUGCUUUUUUCUAAUGUUCUGCCUCUCUUUCCUCCCCCGCCCCCUAAACCCACACACAUCACGUAACACCAUGUACUGACACUGAGCAAUAGUCAUGGUUUCUCUCUGGUCCUAUCAUUUUGAAGCUCAGAAAGUUCACUUGUCAAAAAUGCCCAGUUCCGUGGUGCAAAGAUGCCCGAGUCUUGUUUUGUUUGUUCGUAUGGGUUUUCUCGGGUUUUUAUUUUUGUUGUUGUCGUUGACAAGAGUCUAGAUUUUAUUUGACUAGUGAGAGCGGUUGAUGUUCAGGGUACUAUGUGAAAAGCACAGCGCUGGUAGGCAAGUUUAUUCCAAUUUGGUUUCAUUCUUUUUUAGGUUAAUAAUAUACAUUAUUUAAUCUUCCAUAAUACGAGAAAAUUGGUGUCUUCCAGAUAGCUGUUAUGAUAGACGAUAAUUCAUUACCUGCAUUGAAAUACCCAGCACAUCCCUUGUUUGUAGAGUGAGAAACUAUAAAUAUUAGCAGUAUAACACACAUGCAUCUUAGGAGACAGGUUGACCGGUUGCUACCAGGGCUUUGGUCUGCUUUUGUAAACAGGGAGAAUGCAUUUCAUGGGAUGGGAAGGGAGAAGCGGAGGGGAGAUGCAUGGAGCAUAGGAACUGCAUCUCGCUGAGUUAACAGGCAUCCCCCUGUCCCGAACCGGGUCAUUUUCAUCAUGUAAUAAAAUCAGACAGCUCCUUCCCAUUUGGUAGGAAGCUGCGGCUUGCUGACAGAUGUAUGCUGGGCUGACGUAAAAAGGAAACAAAGGGAUUUCCAGUUAUUAGUCAUGAGGGCCUCUCCAGGAUCCAGCAAUUGGGGAAAAACGAGAUUGGAUAAGGCGAGGGAGAAGAGUGUCUCGGCAGAGCUGCGGAGAAUAGAGGUUGCUUUGCCCUGCACCUGUCUGGGCACAGACUCCCCAGCGCAAGGCUUGUGACUAGACUGAGCUGCUUUCUAGCUCAGUCUCCCUUGGGGGACAUUGAUAUCAUGGUAUAAUUUGGGUUUUAAGAGCGGGCAGAGGUGUCUCCACUUGCAUUGAUUACUAAUUGAGCGUAACUGUGCUGCAGCGAGGCCAGUCCCAACAGAAACUCCUGGGCCAUCGUUUCCUUCUGCCCACAGUUUAACUCUGUCAGAGUCGCAGGGAGAGCUUGACCUGAGCACAGUUUUGCGCUGUCGAGGACACAGCACUUCAAAGGUGUACUUGUCAGCAGGUGGGAUCCAGGGGGUGGAGAUCGUGCUGCUUUGAAGGUAAAAGAUGAGGGAAAAUGGGGACCAGCAUGAAGCAAUAGCAAUAAACGUGUUGCCUUUCCAGCUGUAAGGCAUGUCACCGGAAAGGGCGGCACUCAGCCAUUUACUUUGGCUUCGAAACUAAGGGCAGCAGGUUUGCACAACUGUUGGGUAUGGAUCUGCACUUGGAUGCCCAAGAGACGACGCGCUCUUGUAGUCGCCCAGGCCUAGUGCGCAACGCGUUGGGUUUUUGCGAAGCGUCGGAGCAGAGCAAUAAAGUUUGGCAGUGGGGCGGGGGGGGGGGAGGGAGGAGCGAAUGGUGGUGUUUGCAAAUGAUGUUGAAGGGAAAUUAGAUUUUUUUUUUUUUUUUUGGAAAUAUCAUUCCUAAACCCAGCACAAAGGGGGGAAAUUUUAGAGAAAUGCUUCUUUUCUUUGCCUCAAGUCGUGCCAAAAGAGUUGCAUGCAGCUAACAGUAGGUCUGUCGCCGUGACUUCUCUUGGGCUGCGGGUCAGUGGCAACGGGGCAAUCUAUUUUUUUUUUUUUUUAAUAGUAAUCAUUUAAGUCAAACCCAGCCGUAUCAAUGGGGUAUACAUCCUUGAGCAGCCAACAGGCCUGGCCUCCAUACCCAGUCCAAGCGAGCGCUGUUACCCGAUCAUUGUCCGACAUCUGUGCUAACUGCUGUGCUCUGUCCUGUGUCUGCCGGCCUCUUCGAACCUCACUAGGGAUAGUAUGAGAGUGACCCACGCAAGGGCCCUGCUUGCCACUCAUCUUAGGCUUCUCCCCAGACUACAUCAUCUGUGAUUUUAGAUGUCAGAUCCUAGAGUCUUUUUAAAGACAUGUAAAACUACCGCGUCUUUACACCACUGGUUCAGCACCUGUGGGGGAUUAUGUGAGCGCUUAAGGAUUUCCCAGCCUGGCGCCUGCAGUUUUCCUCGAGGAUACGCUCUGUGCAGGGAGCAUGGUCAUGACCGGGCUCUUCCACUCUUCUUUCCCAGCCACUUUUUUUUUUAAUGUUGGUCUUUGAUCACAUGAAGCGGCAGCAUCAGCAAGGCCGCACCAUGCUUUUUAUAUUUUCAAAGGGAACUCUUGUUAAACUAGCCGAGCUCUGAUCCGCCUUCUCCCCCCACGCGUUUGGCCAGCAAACCAGUAAAAACCCCUCACCCACGUUCCAGUCCCUUGUUGGGGGGUGGCUUCUCCAACCCAGCACUGCAGGGGAUGGGAAAGCAACGUUUCAUAAGGAUUAACACAGUUUGCAGCCUGCUUUGGGCUCUGCAAACAAGGAUAGCUCCAGACACACCUCUCUGGGUUGCCGUUGUUCUUCCUUAUAUAUCACGAUCGAUUCUCCCUUCUGCCUCUUGACAAAGGACCCUGGAAAUGGCGCUCUCCCUUUCAUUUCCUUUCCCGAAAGAAAAUGCCAGGCUUUGUAUUAGAGAGAGAGAGAAGGUAUUACAUGUGUACUACAGGUUGACAAAAAAACCCUUCUCCUCCACCUUCAGUUUUUCUCAGAGGACUGGUAACUCCCCCAAAUCAAAGUUCUGCCUUUCGGCAUCGAAGUUUUGAAAGCUGUUUAGGCCUCCGUUGGACCUGUUUUGCACGGAUACUAAUGAAGGCCCUAAAGAAAAAGGGGUAGGGCCUUUAUGAAGCAGAGAGAAGCGCUAUUAUGAUCCCUGUUGAUGAGAUCUGUUGAGGGUUGGGGUUUUCUUCUCCCUUCUUGGCUUGGCUGAAUAGCAGCUCUGAUGAAUACGACCAUGUUACGCAGGGGCUGAGAGGCUCAUUGGCACCCUGGGAGUGGAGAGAUGUAGAGUCAGCUUGUGUGCAAAUAGCAUUGACUCACCACCAUUUUGCCAAGGCUGCUGGCAUCUAUUUUUGGAUUUUCCAGUGUGGCAAGACUAUGUGAAGCCCAACCCUGAGCAGUCACCUAAACAGGUGAACCUCAGAGGGCUCUUCCCGGCGACUUGGAUGUCUCUGUUUUGACUAGUGCAGCGCAGGCCAUUGGACUGCGGGACCUGGUCAUGGAUGCAACCGUUUGCCCCCAGCCCUUUUGUCUUGCAAAUGGUCAGGCUUUACAGGAAUGGCCACGGAUGCCCACCCCCUCCCCUUUCUUCUCCCCGCUCCGUGAUGUCCAAGGGGUCGGAAUCUGAACCUGGGCCCAAAUGUUGCAACGUGUCCUUUUUCCUUUAAUAAGGGCCUCCGCUAAAACUCCAGAGGCACGGUUCACGUGGACUGUGGACCCCCAUCUUGUGACGUGGGCCAGAUUUUAAUUCCCAAGAUAUCUGGCUUUUCCACUGAAGCCUCGCUGCCAUGCAAUCCUUUAGGAUCAUCCCAUUAGUCCAGGAUCCUCUCUGGCAGACAUCUGCUGGGCAGUAGGCUACUGCAACCACAGUUGUAAGAGAAACCGGUAUUGUAAACCUGCCCGAGUUCCUGUUUCAAGCAAGUCGCUGCUUUUGUAGGGAACAGAAACACCCUGCGCAUUUACCAUGACAAGCAUUUCUUUGGCCUAGCCCUGCAAAGGGAGCGUGUGUCCUUUCCAUGUGACGUGGCCAUUGAAAUCAUGAGGCCACGUGGGUUGCCUUUAUUCUCUCUAGGCUCCCAGUUUCUUCCCCCUUUUUCUGCUCGUGAAUGCUUUCUCUGCUGCAGACGCCGCCAUGUUUAGCUGUUUCAGGCAUCGUGUUAGAGAAGAGCUCGAGGGUUUCUGUUAUAACACAGAAAAUAGAAAGCAGCCAUCACUGAAAGGUAGAUUUGUCAGGUGGCCAUUGCCUAGGGAAGAGAGAGUGCCAGGAACACGGUGUGGACGCGCCUGCGUCUACAAGAGCCCCAGUGUACUUCAGAUCAGGAACAGGACGUUGAGGGGAGUCGGCAAUGGCUGAAAUAGCCCCAAACUCUUCCAAAGAGUCUGUUCCUGCUCUCAGGCCUGGGGUAGAUGUUUUUUGCUCUCCCCUGUAUUUUGCUGGGCUUUUUACAUACAUGGCUGUGGUGUCAGCUGAGUUCCUGAGUGGUGCGAGAUGCCUGUUAAAAAGCUGCUGUCCCAUUAGCCACCCGGGCAGGGAGAUGGAGACUGGCAAGGACUGAGAGCUUUUGAGGGGACUUGCAGAAAAGCCUGAGGCUCCCAAGGUGUUCAGCAAUGCCCUGAAUGCUAGUGUGUCUGGACAACGUAGAUAGAUAAAGAGGGGUUACUCACCUCCAGCCUGGCUCCUACCAUCCCUUGUCCCCUUUCAGAUUCCCUUUGAAUCAGCAACUGGGGUUAAAUUCCAGCAGCAAGAAAUCCCUGCAGCCCACGCCUUAGUGGAAAUAGGUUCACAGUCAAAUCCACAUCACUUGGAGCCGGUGUGUAUCUCAUGUGCAGUGGUGCAAAUGCGCGAGAUUGAGCUUUGUAGCCACCCGGUCGAACAAACUGAGAAGUAGCCACCCAGGGCUUUUCCUGUAAAGGCCCAUAAGCAUUUUCUCUCUCUUGAUCAAAUCAAUCCCGUGAAGUGGGAUUGCAGCAGGGUGCUGAUUAACCUGUGUUUGCGUGGGCUCUGUCAGCAGCGCUGGGUGCUGCGGUAUCAGAUCCACUGGUCGCCUGCGAGGCAUCCUAGAGACCUUCCAGUGCCGCGUUUGAAAGAGGAGUCUGGGUGGGUACAAGAGCAAGACACGUUGCAGAGCGAGCCGAAGCACCUGGCACAAAACCUGUGCUGGUUUUAGUCCUCUUAUUGCUGGGAUGAUAAACCUAGGGCUAGAAAACCGUCCCUAACACACCAGAACCCAGUCAUACUUUGCGGGGAGGAGGCAGAGCUCACAGGGCAGCAGACGGGCGACUGGAAUGAGGCGUGAUCGGCCUAAUCCUGGUUCCAGCGUGGCGCUCGGGACUUGGGCAGGGACAUCGUGAAGUGGUUGCAUGCACCGCUCCACGGUAGGAGGCAGGGAAGUUUCUACCCUGCGUAGGGACGUGGGAGUCAGCCAGUCUUCAUCGCAGUUGCAGGGCAAGCAGGGCGUUCCAGGCCACCGCCAAGUCCUGACGGCAGUAAAGCUUUUGCUGAAGUCAGUGCCUGGCCAGGAGCUGGAGGAACGGCUCUAAGGAUGGGAUCCCAAAGUGACUAGAUAACUUUAUCAGAGAGGCCAGAUCCCUUCCUCGUGGUGAGCGGUGCCUCAUUUCCACUGAAGCCAGCAGAGCUAUUUCAGAAGCAUGGCACCGUUCAGCACGAGCGAGGUUCGGAGCGAACUGACUUCGGUAAUCAGCAUCCAGUAUUUAACACGAGGCACCUUUGUGCAACCGGUCCUCGCAGAGCUUGCCGCGAUUGAAAGCAGCUGAGUGGAGGGAAGCAGGGCCUAAGGACCGUGGGGCUGUAGCUGUAAUUAAGAGCCAGGAAGCUCAGACUUGGGUCCGUGCAAAUGGGAUUAAAAUGUGUUCACAUGUGAUGGCUUAAAACCUUGCCUCCCUCGUGAUGGGUUUUCUCACCCAGGAGGCACAGGUUGCAGAGCGCCUGGAGGUGCAAAUCCUGCGAGAGUCGCGGAAAGGGGAAAGCACUGUUGUGACAAUACCGAUCAAAGCUACCGUUACCACCAUUAACCAAUCCCUUAUAUAUCUUUGCUUUAAAACAUGUACUGUAAUGCAAGACUUGAAAAAAUGCAUAUUAAUAGUUGUGCUGGCCCGAUUCCAUGUCUGAGUACCUUGGGGCACGCUCCAGGAGAUUGAACUGUGUGUACGAGUAUUUGCUCCUGUAUUUUAUGAACAAUAAUAACCUAGUAAAUCUUUUUGCAGUUCUGAUCUGUAAUUUAAGCGCUUUUUACCAUAAGUGUUAUUUAAGGUUUUGUUUUACUGAUUGGUGUUUAUUAUUCUAAACUAGAGGAACUUUAGGGCUGGCCUGAAGUUGGACGCUUCUUUGAGCAACAGGGAGCAUUUCAGAACACAAGUCUGUGGGCUUUCAUUUCAAACGGGAGUGUGCCGCGUUACCAAGAAUGCUAGGCAAACACUGAGCAGCCGGGACCCAAUCAGCCCCGUUAAAACUGUUCGUUCCCAGACCAGUCUCCUCCCCCAACCUCCUCUCCUAAGCAUCCCCUCUAGACUGCAUCCAGGCCACUUUGGCUAGACCUCUUGGCUGAUUUCAGUGGGGGCAGCAGGGAAGUGGCAAAGAAUAUGAGACCUGUAUAGAGCCACGGUACAACCCUGGGGAGGAGCCCCUGCUCCUGCCGAGCCACCUUGCAAGAGUGCAACCCCAGACAGGAACCGCUGGGUCUGUUUUCCACCGUUAACAUUGAUCUAGAGCCCAGCCGAGCAUGUUAACCAUUCCCAUAUGAGCAGCUCUCUCUCCAGGACUUUCUGCAGCUCCCUAGUACUAAUGCAAGGCAAGCCUUCUAGGGAUUCCCACCGUGUUUGCUGUUAGCCAGAGAAACAUAAAGCAACCUGACAUCGGGCCUUGCUUUUCUUAGGGAGAAAACCAAGCUGAAAAUGCCUUUCCAUCGCGCUUGUUUAAAAAAAAAAAAAAAAGAAAGAAAAUUCGAUCAGCUUUAAAUAGCCAUAAAAGCCAUCGGUCGUUGCAGAAUUCCCAGGUUUUUCACCGGAAAUGUUUUUGAUCAGAGCAGGGGCUUCGUUUUGAUGACACAUUUGGACGCAGAGUCUUAAGAAAUGCUGACAGCCCUCCAUGGGCAAGCCCCUCCUCAGAGCCAUCCACCUUCCUCAGCUUCUCCUUGCCCACAAAGCGGUUGCGCUCUGUUGGGCUACACAGCGCAAUACGGGGCCAUGGCGAUGUGACCCCCCCCCAGCACGGUGCUGUGCUGGCGCUGAUGUCCUUGAAUCAAGAUGGAAUUGUCCCCAUUCCUCUUUCACUUCCAGAGGCCCCGAUGCCAUGAGUUUUUGAGUACCAAGAUGCACUUUGCUUAUCACGCUAGACUUGCUUGCUAGACGAGUGGCUCCCCUGGCUGCAGUCCCCUACACCGCUCAUUUUCUGUGCGAUGUGCUUCAGAGUCUUUUCAGGGAUCUUCUCGUUGUCUUCAAGAGAAGGUGUUUGUAGGAAGGAGGAAGGCGCAUCUUCUGACGGGUCACAGACCCAGGGACGCUCGUUUAGAUUCCCCGGUUAUUGGGUAUCCAUCAGCUGGGAUUUCCGCUAGGUGCUAGGGAAAGCAGGAACAGCAAUGCCAUUUCCUGAGAGCUUGCACCCACCGAUGAUCCCAUGUCUAGAAGUGACCCUGCAACCCACAGUGCUCCUCCUCUUGGUGUCUAAAGAGGCUCUAGGAUUCCCCCAUCACCCGAUCAAAUUCCUCUGUGCUGCGGCUAUUAAACCCAGAUCUGUGCCGUGUUUAUAAGGCAUUUGGAGUCUGAUACCGUGAGGGUCUGAGUGCCUCCUCCCUUCAGCAAAGCCAGAGCACUUAAACAGAUGCUUAACUUGAAGCACGUGUAUAAGUCAGCUUCACUUCCAUUGGAUUGAAGUGCUUUGCUGAAUAGGGAUUGUGCGUUUAAGCGUUUUGCAGAACUGUGGCCACUGUGGGGAGUUAAUACUUCCCAGAAAGAGGAUCUCUGAGAUCAGUGCACAGAGACAACUGCUGUCACGAAGCAGCGCGAGCAACAAAAGCAGAUGCAUUUUCUAUCACUGAUGGCAGCUAGCCUUAAACGCAGUUCUCCCUCCCAAUAUCAUGCUUAGCCUUUCCCCGAUCCCCUUCCAGUGGAAUUAUGUUUGCUUGCAAGCAGGACAGGACUCUGGACCAUUUUGCCUUUUUGCAUCUCUGACCUGCAGGAGACUCGCACUAAAAUCCGUGCAAACAGCCAGACCGUGUUUAGAUCCCAUAGCAUGUAACAAAGAAAUACUGCUUCCGGCUUGUAUAUUUUUCGUUGUGUUUCCAGGGGUGGAGGGGUGGUGUUUAUAUUUUUUAAAUUCAUUACAGUGCAGCUUGGAUUUACCUAGUUUUUCAAUUUUAUUGGAACUCUUAAGCAAAAAAACAAAAAAAAAUCAAAAGAAAAAAUUUUAAAAAGUAAACAUGUCUUCCAAGUUUAAAUCAAAGAACUCAACGGCGUGCGUGAGACACAGCCUUGAGCCUAAGAAUUGGAAAGCCCCACAGCUUCAGCUUGUGAAUAUGAAGUGUAAAUCUGUUUUAAUUUUUUUUAAUUUUUUGUUUUUUUUCUUUUUGUUCUGUUUUUUUGUUCUGAAGAUCAGUUAGUGAUCUCCCUGACAGAUUUAAGCCAAGAGUUUGUAACUGUAUGAUAUUUACUGUAAGAUGUAGAACAUUCAAUAACUAUUAAAAUGUUUCCAAAAAAAUAAUAAUAACGA